Messenger RNA from Diabrotica balteata, 1959 nucleotides. NCBI's taxonomy places the organism in Eukaryota, Metazoa, Arthropoda, Insecta, Coleoptera, Chrysomelidae. The record is from the annotation of a GenBank genome assembly.
AUGUCUAUACGUAUUUUAGUAAUAUCGCUAUUUAUUGUGCAAUGCUCGAAUGCUAAUGUAUUCUGGGAUGCAGUAACGCAAACUGUAUUGGCUACAAAAGAACCAAUUUUGAAAUUAAAUAUAAGUAGACGAUGUGCUUGGCAACUAGAAGUACUUUAUGAUAAUGUAGAUAUAGUAUACCAAAUGCUGGAUGCCUCGGCCAAGUUUCCAUAUGCUUCAAUUACUGACUUGGGCAGAACCGAACUGGGAGAUUUUGAUCGAUGCUUGGCCAUCGAUUCAACUAUAGAUGAAAUUAAAAUUUUAGGAAAAUAUUGUUAUGCUGGACUGGUUCUACCAGAUUUUGCUGAUAUAUCCAACAUUAGUAUAUUUUAUAAAUUGGCAACUUGUACACCAAGCGAAUGUACUGCUAGCGAUCUUUUGACCAUUGGCAAUUAUGUAAUUCCUAACUUUCCUCCAAUACUGAUCGACGAGUUUUGUACGACAAAAGAAACCGGAAAAGAAAUAUCUCUUGGGACCUUUGUAACUAUUGGUCUUUUUAUUUUGGUGCUAUUUUUAAUGAUUGUAAGCACACUCUAUGACUUCUAUUGCAACAAAGUGGGAAUCAAAGUCUCUCAUCCUUUAUUAGUAUCGUUUUCGGUAAUUACAAACACAAACAAUAUUCUUAGAGUAUCUUUAAAACCAUCAGAUGAAACAAUACAAACAUUCAGUGGUUUUAGAAUCAUCAGUGUCGCUUGGGUAAUAGCGGCACAUGGUGUUCAAUCUUUUACAACAAUGAUGAUGCCUGCUAUGAAUAUGGAUUAUGCUAUUUCUCGGAUUUACCUGAGGUAUGCCUCAUAUAUGUUUGGUGCUAACCACGCAGUUACAACUUUUUUCUUUAUGAGUGGUUUCUUGGUAGGUUAUCUUUACUUCAAACGAAAAAUUUUGCCUUGGAAGAUGCAGGUAAAAUAUGUUCCUCUAUUGUAUCUUCAUCGAUAUAUUCGAAUAACUGCACCAGUACUAAUGCUCUAUCUAGUGGCGGUAUAUUUAUUUAAACACAUGGGUAAUGGACCUUUAUGGCAGCCUGGAUGUCAAACUGAAAUAAACAAUUGUAAAACAUAUUGGUGGUCUUAUUUUCUUUAUAUCCAAAAUUAUGCAAAUUGGGAUCAGCUGUGCAUAAUCCCUCUAUGGUAUAUAUCAGCGGAUAUGCAGUUAUUUAUUCUUGCUCCUUUGGUAUUGAUACCCAUAUCUAUAGUAUUAAAAUCACCCGGUGGAUUAAAAUUAGCAAUGCUAAUAUUAGCAGGAUUAAAUUUUUUGUUUUUGCUGGUGCAUAUAGCAUCCAAAUUAUCGUUUCCCGAAUAUACUAAAAAUGCUUUUGAUACACACGGAAGAUUGCCCGACUAUUUUAUAGGCAUUAUGAUGGGAAUAUUUAUGAGAUUCGCUAAAAGUGAGCCUUUUCUGGGUAAAAUCAAAGCAAGAUAUGCUUCCAAAUUAAAUGUUCUAAUAUGGAUUAUAGUAUUAAGUCUAAUGUUUGUAGUAUUUAUUUUUACUGAUGAUGGAGAGAUGUAUUUUAACAGAACCAACAAAACCUUAUAUUACGCCGUAAGUAGAGUCAUUUGGGCUGUUGGAUUAUGCUGGAUAGUAUAUUCUUGUUACCAUGGCUAUGGAGGUAUUGUUAAUUGGAUCUUAUGUCUUCCUAUCUUUCAAGUAGGAGCCAAAUUAACAUAUAGUAUGUACUUGUUACAUUAUUUGGUUCUCGGACAUUUCGCACUUAGUAAUAGGACGAAAUUUAAUAUUAAUGACUACGUAGAGUUUUACCUAUUUUGCGGGUAUUUCAUUGAAACUUUCGUAUGGUCUUUCCUUUGGACUUUAGCUUUUGAAUCUCCAAUUAUAACUAUAGAAAAAUACAUUUUUAGCGGAACAAAACUAACAGAAGUUAAUCAUAACCAUAAUACCAAGAGGGUGGAAGAGAGUUGUGCUUAA